Ogataea philodendri is the source of this 1305-nucleotide messenger RNA. RefSeq lists its product as uncharacterized. Lineage: Eukaryota; Fungi; Ascomycota; Pichiomycetes; Pichiales; Pichiaceae. The coding region runs from base 1 to 1305 and encodes 434 amino acids. The record is from RefSeq and is a predicted model, not a curated record. Gene Ontology annotation, molecular function: hydrolase activity, acting on ester bonds. The transcript has a single exon.
AUGUCCCGGAUAUUGGACUUAUUCCUCAACUUGGUAGCAGCCACCAUUCAAAUUCCCCUGUUGCUUUUGCACACUUUGGGACUGGAGAACUGGCUUGCCUCGUUCCAAUCGCCUUUCAAUUUCCCAGAUAAUGUGUUACCGCGCUCUCCGCCAACUUCUUCCUCCUCCACCAUAUUAAACACCACGCGCUAUCUCCACAACCAGAUCGUCGAUGCAGUCGACAUCGUGCAAAUUGUUCAUCUACAUGGCUAUAAAGUCCACGAGCACGUCGUUCAAACAAAAGACGGCUACUUGCUGUCUAUUCAUCGAAUAGUGUCUCAGUCCGCACCUAAAAAUAAACCUGUUGUCUACAUGCAUCACGGACUUCUCACUAACAGCGAGCUAUUCGUCCUCGGAGAUACCACCUCUCGGUGUUUACCGUUUCGCUUGGUGGACCUAGGGUACGACGUUUGGCUCGGAAAUAACCGUGGUAACAAGUAUUCCCGCAAACAUCUCACCCUCUCGUCAAGAGACGUGAAAUUCUGGGACUACUCGCUGGACGAGUUCGCCAUGUUCGACAUCCCAGACACAAUAGACUACAUUCUGCGGGCCACAGACCAGCCCGAUCUCACUUACAUCGGAUUCAGUCAAGGUUCUGCUCAAUGUCUGGCCGCUCUGUCCUUGGACCGCGAUCUCAACUCCAAGAUCAAGUAUUUCAUUGGACUCUCGCCCGCAAUGGUCCCAAAGGGCUUGAACCAUCCAGUUCUGAGUUUCUUUGUCAACUCUGCUGCAAAUUUGAUGUACAGACUUUUUGGACGCAGAGCUAUACUACCCUCGGUCGUGUUCUGGCAGAAAUUGAUGGGCCCUGCACUAUACGAGUUGGUGGUGGACCGUUCGCUUGUGUUUCUGUUCGGAUGGGAGUCUCGCAACGUGACCAAAUCUCAGAAGAGAGUCGGCUACGCACACAUGUUUUCACCUUCGAGCGUGAAAAGCGUGAUCCACUGGUUCCAGAUCAUCAGCAGCGGCCGGUUCCAGAUGUUUGACGAAGGCGGCACUUCGGGCUCGCGCCUGGUGUACCUAAGUGGUGCUGCCUCGUUGAAAACCAAUAGAGUGGCUCCGUUCCCAACACCAACUAUUACGACCCCCAUUCUGCUGAUCUACGGCAAGUCGGACUCCCUGGUGGACAUCGACAACACCCUGAGCCAGCUAACAUGUCCCGUGGACGUGGUGGGGAUCGACAAGUACGAGCACAUGGAUACCCUUUGGGCAGCAGACGUGGAAGACAAGGUUUUCCAGCUGGUGACCAAAACUCUCGCUAGCAUCUAG